AACAACUUGAGUUAAACAGUAGGUUUUGAUUCAAUAUCAACCACCAGCCGCUCAUACUGCAUCGACGCAGUCUAAACGGAUGACAGUGCGAACUAUCACCACCACCACCCUCAAGACAUUGAAAAACUCAGUCAUCGGCAACCCUGCCGCCAAACUAGCCCUUGCUCAGGAUUCAGCGCUCAUUCAUUUGCUUGUCAACUGCGUCAAGCACUCUCCAACGUCUUGUGCUGAUACCCAAGGGUCUCAUCACGAUAUUCGUAUCGAAUCCGCCCAUGUGAUCGCAUCUAUUUCCUAUGGUUCAGAGGUCGCUUUAACUAGCUUGAUCCGCGCGAAUGCUCUUCAUGCGUUCCUCUUUGCGCUGUCAAAUAUGAAACCCCACGAUCCUGUGCAACUAAAAUCCGCAUUAGCGCGUGGUUUACGAGUGUUGUCCACCGCCAUUGCUGAAGUCGUUGGUCCAUCUCAACUUGGUCUUCGAACAUGGAACCCCGAUUUGCGGAGUGAAGCCAAGGUCGCACUGAGUUAUCUUUUCGAGUUUGAUUGCCUCAAUAUAUUUCUCCCGCUCCUGGCCGAUCCUUCGUCACAAACAAACAUCGCUAUUGCUCAGCUUAUCAGUACAACUGUCCGUUCAGAAGCUCAUCGGAACGCCGUCGUAGAAUGGCUACCUCCUGCUGAGCGCUCCAAAGAGAUUAAGGCCAGACGCGGUUGGGAAAAAAUGGAAAUGGUAAAUUCCAGUUCACCAGCCAAACAAGGUGGAUGGGUGGUCCGGCUUCUGGUCAAUUUCCUUCAAAAGAAGGACACAAAGUUACAAGAAGCUGCGCUUGGCGCAAUAUCAUCCUUAGCAACGGAAAAUACUGUAGUUGCAACCACGCUCACAAGGGCCUGGCCUGAUACAGUCGACACCCCCUUGAACAUAGUUUUAAAUUUGACGAAAAGUAGAUCGACUGAUGUACAGCUCACUGCAUCUCUGUGCGCUGCUCACAUUCUUCGAGCCAAUGCAAGUCACCAUCCAGGAUCAAUAGAUUAUUCUGCUUCUCUGAACGUUAUUCAUGUUGUUAACCGCGUGUUCUCUUCGUCGUCUGAAACCCCACAGAACAAGAUUAAAACAUGCUACACUCUCUAUCAUUUAGUGAAAGACGAUAGAGAUUUGUGCCGAGAGGUCUAUGAACGCGGAACAUUGGAAAAGGUAGUUUUAUUGGCGAAGCACAUCACUCCACUCGAAAGGACGUCGGAAUGGGAAGAAGACGAACCUGAGAGCACUCUUGCCCUCAGAGAAGCGACGUUAACCGUGAUCGCAGCGAUCUCGCUCUUUGACAAUAACAUUCGCCGGGAAGUUGCAGAUGAUCUCCACAUCAUCCCAACAAUACAAGUCUCAUUGUCGCACAAGAACAUCGGUAUCCGCCACGCAGCAUGCACGUGCCUGCGCGCACUUAGUCGCGCAGUUUCCAUCAUCCGCACGAAUAUCGUGGACAGCAAAAUCGGAAUGGAAGUUUUUGCGAUAUUUAAGAAGGAAGACGAAGAUCCAAGAGUAACAUAUGCAGCUUUGAAUACUGUUUGCAACUUGGUGAACGAUUUCUCACCGCUGAGGCCGAAACUAUUGGACCAAGGGCUCCUUGCGCGAUUGAUGCAACUACUCGCUUCUGAUGACAUAAAUAUGAGGGUUGGUGCUUUGUGGGCAAUGAAGAAUACCCUUCGAAAAAGCGAUCCCAGCAUAAGACAGACGGUAAUGACACAUUUAUGCUGGCCCCGGCUCCUCGUGCUGUGCAACGAUUCCAAUAUCGAAAUCCAAGAACAAGCCAUGGGUAUUCUGCGCAACCUUACAGAAGACGAAGAAGGAGUCGACUACGUAUUUGAAUCUAUUGAUAAGGAGACUCUCGCCAAUUGUAUUACUUCUGGUCUAGAAUCCUCCAGCGAGGAUGUGACCCAUCAUACAGCAUGCUUUUUGGCGAACAUCGCAAACGGCUCGCGAGAACAACAGGAUUUCAUCUUCGCGCACACUCACAUUAUCCAUGCUAUGCACGACUGCAUGACCGAUGCCAAGUCCGACACACGUUGUCCCCUGAUCUCCUGCAUCUUCUCCCUCGUCCAGUCCAACAUUCGUCGGAAACACGAGCUCACCGAAGCAGGGAUCACCUCGACGCUGCGGCACAUGUGUGAUUGGACUGCGGGUGUCAGCAUAAGCAUGAGCCCUGGGGGACGCCACCAUCGGAUACACGUGGAUGACGAUAAGGAGGCUGCGAAAUUGGCACGGUCGGUCUUGGAUCUUUUGGAGCAUAGUACUAUUGGAGAUCUACUAUAG
This is a messenger RNA of Suillus bovinus, 2296 nucleotides long. Its product is annotated as armadillo-type protein. Lineage: Eukaryota; Fungi; Basidiomycota; Agaricomycetes; Boletales; Suillaceae. Gene Ontology annotation, cellular component: GID complex. The record is from RefSeq and is a predicted model, not a curated record. Bases 80 to 2296 code for a protein of 738 amino acids. Gene Ontology annotation, biological process: proteasome-mediated ubiquitin-dependent protein catabolic process. Gene Ontology annotation, molecular function: protein binding. The transcript is spliced from 12 exons.